AUGGUCUUUGGUACUGUUAAAGAGGUAUCUGUUAAUUUUAUUGAAUCUAUUUUUAAGACUUUCAAAAUCGUUGAAGAAAUAUCAAAUACAAAUUUAAUUAAUUGUACAUUUAAUAAUAAUAAUCCAAUCCAACAAUCUAACUCUGUUUCAAUUGAAAGAUUUUGGAAAAUUUAG
This is a messenger RNA of Dictyostelium discoideum AX4, 174 nucleotides long. RefSeq lists its product as hypothetical. The transcript has a single exon. The record is from RefSeq and is a predicted model, not a curated record. NCBI's taxonomy places the organism in Eukaryota, Evosea, Eumycetozoa, Dictyosteliales, Dictyosteliaceae. The coding region runs from base 1 to 174 and encodes 57 amino acids.